Linum tenue is the source of this 462-nucleotide messenger RNA. The record is from the annotation of a GenBank genome assembly. NCBI's taxonomy places the organism in Eukaryota, Viridiplantae, Streptophyta, Magnoliopsida, Malpighiales, Linaceae.
UUUUUCCACGUCCCAAUGGCCACCGUCGAGGUUGUAUCUGCUCAAACCGCAUUCCAGGAGGAGAAAUUUGAGGAAGUAGUGGCGGUCGAGGUUCAGAAGGAGCCCGCUGCUGCUAUUAUUACCACCACAGAAACUACCGACGACGACCCAAAGGAAGAAGAGGACAAGGAUGAAGAGGAGACAGCGGUCCUCGCUGAUAAGGAAGUUGCGGUGGCACCACUGCCGGCAGAAGAAGUUGAAGUAGAAGUCGUACUACUCGAGACUACUAAACAAGUUGUAGAAGGAGAAGAAGAAGAAGAAGUCAAAGUCAAAGAAGCUGCUGUCCCGGAGGAAAUUACUACUCCUACUCCAACUGAAGAGGAGGUCAAUGCAGAGGAGCCAGCCGCCGCACCGGAGCCGGGGGCGGCAGCGGAGGUCGAAGCCUCUAAAGUGGAAGAUGAGGAAGAGAAGAAGGUUGAUGAU